This is a messenger RNA of Didymosphaeria variabile, 1071 nucleotides long. RefSeq lists its product as uncharacterized. The transcript has 3 exons. The coding region runs from base 1 to 1071 and encodes 356 amino acids. NCBI's taxonomy places the organism in Eukaryota, Fungi, Ascomycota, Dothideomycetes, Pleosporales, Didymosphaeriaceae. The record is from RefSeq and is a predicted model, not a curated record.
AUGGCUACUGUAGCUGUCCAGACCACCGUGGCGCCUGCAAUUGCCAGGCUUAGGGCUAUGCCCAAGUUCAAUCCAGAUCAGCACUUGGUGGGAGCGCUUCCGGCGAAGAAGAUGACGAUGCAGGAACUAGGAUUUGAGGAGGACGUUGGCGUGUCGCCCGUCGCUGUGUCUGAUCCAUUUCAGCUUUUCACCGCAGAAGCAGUCAAGUUCAUGCGCGGCGAGGUCUUCCGAGUCCCAGAGAAGUACAAAUUUAGCAGCAACAUCGCUAAAUCUCAGCUUCGAGGUUAUGCAAAAGAUUGUGCCCCGUUCACUUGGGACGCUUGGAACCACCCUGCCACCAUCGCGCUCAUGUCCAAGAUUGCUGAAGUCGAGCUUGUGCCUGCAAUGCCUUACGAGAUUGCGCACAUCAACCUCUCAGCCAAGUCCAAGGAAGACGCUCAGCAAGAGUUGGCGCAGUAUCAGGAACAAAAUCGUCGCUAUCAAGAAGAUGAGGGAAUCGGAGGCUGUCGCGAGGUAGUCGAAACACCCAUCGUUGGUUGGCACACUGACAGCUAUCCUUUCGUGUGUGUCUUGAUGAUGAGCGAUGUCGGCGAUAUGGUUGGUGGAGAGACCGCUAUACGCACAGCCGACGGAAAGAUACUCAAGAUGAGAGGCCCAUCACAGGGUUGUGCGGUCUUGAUGCAAGGACGGUACAUCACUCACCAAGCCAUGCGCGCUCUCGGAGCGCAAGAGCGUAUCACUUCCGUCACGAGCUUUCGCCCUAAGUCCGCUCUUUUUAAAGACGACACGGAACUGCGAACUGUGCGCGGAGUUUCUGACCUCAACGAGCUGUACUACGACUUCGCAGAGUAUCGUCUGAAGCUCUUGCAAGAGCAGAUUCAGCAUGAGCGUGAGCGGGUUGCGGCUGCUCGCAGGACUGGUGAAGGUUUUGCUACCACCGCACACAAGCAAUUCCUCAAACGCGUAAUUGCUUUCUCGAACCAGUCAUCCCACGAGCUCGUCGAACAAAGUGAAGUUCAGCAGGGUUACAUCGAGAGGGUCGAUUGGCCGGAUGCUGCAAUUGACCUUUAG